AUGUCGGGUUUAGACGUCAACGAUCCGGACUUCCAGUAUCUGGUGGUCGACAGGAAGAAGCUGAUGAGGGAACAGACCCAGACCUUUGAUGGCAAGAAGUCCUGCUGGGUUCCUGACGCCAAGGAAGGUUUCUUGGCUGCAGAGAUUCAGAGCACCAAAGGCGAGGAGAUCACUGUGAAGCUUCUCAAGAACAAUGAGACGAAGACCUUCAAGAAGGAUGACAUCCAACAGAUGAACCCUCCCAAAUUCGAGAAGAUCGAAGACAUGGCCAACAUGACCUACCUUAACGAGGCUUCAGUUUUGUACAACUUGAAGAGCCGUUACUCUGCUGGUCUCAUCUAUACCUACUCUGGACUGUUCUGUGUGGCCAUCAACCCCUACCGUCGUCUGCCCAUCUACACCCUGAAGGUUAUCAACGCCUACAAAGGCAAAAGGAAGGCUGAGAUGCCUCCCCAUCUUUUCUCCAUUUCCGACAACGCCUAUCAGAACAUGUUGCAAGAUCGCGAGAACCAGUCCAUGUUGAUCACAGGUGAAUCAGGAGCCGGAAAAACAGAAAACACGAAGAAAGUAAUUAUGUACUUUGCUCAUGUCGCUGCUGGGCAAAAGAAAGGACAAGAAGAAGAACAACCCACGGAGCAGAAGAAGGUUGGCUCACUCGAGGAUCAGAUUGUCCAGGCCAACCCGGUCAUGGAAGCGUAUGGUAACGCUAAAACAACCCGUAAUAACAACUCAUCAAGAUUCGGUAAAUUCAUCCGUAUUCACUUCGGCACUCAAGGAAAGAUUGCAGGUGCUGAUAUUGAAACCUACCUGCUGGAGAAGUCUCGAGUCACUUUCCAACAGCCAGCUGAACGAAACUACCACAUCUUCUACCAAGUGCUGUCACCUACCCUCUCCCAUCUCCAUGAAAAGCUGCUUCUCUCCCCGGACCCUGCUUUGUAUGCAUUCAUCAAUCAGGGCUCCUUGAUUGUCGAUGGUAUUGAUGACACAGAGGAGAUGAAGAUUACAGACGAAGCCUUUGAUGUGUUGGGCUUCACCAAUGAUGAAAAGACCUCACUGUACAGGUGUACAGCUGCUAUCAUUCAUUUUGGCGAGAUGAAGUUCAAGCAGAGGCCCAGAGAGGAGCAGGCCGAAGCUGACGGAACAGCUGAGGCUGAGAAGGUGGCAUUCCUUCUGGGUAUUAAUGCUGGUGAUCUUCUAAAGGGUCUUUUGAAGCCAAAGAUCAAGGUCGGCGCUGAAUAUGUAACUCAAGGUCGUAACCUUGCUCAGGUAACCUACUCCGUAGCAGCCUUGGCCAAGUCGCUGUAUGACCGCAUGUUCCUGUGGUUGGUUAAACGUGUCAACAAGACCCUGGACACCAAGAACAAGAGGCAGUUCUUCAUUGGCGUGCUCGACAUUGCUGGUUUUGAGAUUUUUGAUUUCAACAGUUUUGAGCAGCUCUGCAUCAACUACACCAACGAGCGCUUGCAGCAGUUCUUCAACCACCACAUGUUUAUCCUGGAGCAGGAAGAGUACAAGAAAGAGGGCAUCGAUUGGGAGUUCAUUGACUUCGGCAUGGACUUGCAGGCAGCCAUUGAUCUCAUUGAGAAGCCCAUGGGUAUCUUGUCCAUCCUUGAGGAAGAGUGCAUGUUCCCUAAGGCUAGUGACAAGACCUUCCUGGAGAAGCUGAACAACAACCACUUGGGCAAGUCAAAGAAUUAUGGCAAAGCUGGAAAACCCAAGAAACCUGGCCAAGUGGAAGCUCACUUUGAGCUUCAUCACUAUGCUGGCAGCGUGCCCUACAAUAUUACUGGCUGGUUGGAGAAGAACAAGGAUCCACUGAAUGAAACUGUGGUUGAACUGUUAUCCCACUCCAAGGAGGCCCUUGUGGGUUAUCUGUUCCAGGCACCUGAGGGCGCUAGUGCAGAUGAAGGGACAGCAAGCAAAUCUGUUCAAAGAAAGAAAGGAAGCAGCUUUCAGACUGUGUCCUACAUGCACAAGGAAUCUCUGAACAAACUCAUGAAGAACUUGUACAGCACCCACCCACAUUUUGUGCGCUGUAUUAUUCCUAAUGAGUUCAAGCAGCCAGGUGAGAUUGACUCCCAUCUGGUGUUACACCAGCUUCAGUGUAACGGUGUACUGGAGGGCAUCCGUAUCUGUCGUAAGGGAUUCCCAAACAGGAUCAUCUACUCUGAAUUCAAGCAACGGUACUCCAUCUUGGCCCCCAGUGCCAUUCCUCAGGGAUUUGUUGAUGGCAAAAAAGUCACAGAGAACAUUCUACUGGCUCUACAGCUGGACACUGCUGAGUACAGACUGGGAACAACCAAGGUAUUCUUCAAGGCUGGUGUCUUGGGUACCCUUGAGGACAUGCGUGACGAGCGCCUCUCAAAGAUCAUCUCCAUGUUCCAGGCCCACAUUCGUGGCUACCUCAUGAGAAAAUCUUACAAGAAACUGCAGGACCAGAGAGUGGGUCUGAGUGUCAUCCAGCGUAACAUCAGAAAAUGGCUGGGUCUGAAAAACUGGCUGUGGUGGAGACUCUACGUCAAGGUCAAACCUCUGCUGAACAUCGCCCGCGCUGAGGACGACAUGAAGAAGAAGGAAGAGGAGUUGGCCAAGACCAAGGCUGAGCUGGAGAAGACUGAGAAACUCCGCAAGGAGCUGGAGGAACAGAAUGUUGGCCUCCUGCAAGCCAAGAAUGACUUGUACAUCCAACUGCAAGCUGAGCAAGACAACCUGAUUGAUGCAGAGGAGAAGAUCGAGAAGCUGAUCUCCCAGAAGGUCGAGUAUGAAGCUCAGAUCAAGGAGAUGGAAGAAAGACUUUUGGAUGAGGAGGACGCAGCAGCUGAGCUGGAGGAGAAGAAGAAGAAGCUAGAGGCUGAAAACAAAACUCUGAAAGAAGACAUUGAGGACUUAGAGAACUCUUUGGCAAAGGCUGAACAAGAAAAGCAGGCCAAAGAUAACCAGAUUAAAACCCUUCAAGAUGAGAUGGCAGCCCAAGAUGAACAGCUGGCAAAGGUGAACAAGGAGAAGAAGCUCCUGGAGGAGCAGCAAAAGAAGACUCUUGCAGAUCUGCAGGCUGAGGAAGACAAGGUCAACCACCUCAACAAACUGAAAACCAAGCUAGAACAGACGCUUGAUGAGCUUGAAGAUAACCUUGAGCGUGAGAAAAAAGUACGUGCUGAUGUUGAGAAAGCCAAACGCAAACUGGAGCAGGACUUGAAGAGCACCCAAGAAACUGUUGAAGACCUUGAGAAGUCCAAGAGAGAUCUGGAGGAGACUCUCAGAAGGAAAGACUUGGAAAUCAACAGCCUGUCAUCCAAACUGGAGGAUGAGCAGAACUUGGUUGCUCAACUGCAGAGAAAGAUCAAGGAACUUCAGGCCCGAAUUGAAGAGCUCGAGGAGGAGCUUGAAGCUGAAAGACAAGCCAGAGCUAAGGUUGAGAAACAGCGAGCUGAGUUGUCCAGAGAGCUGGAAGAGCUUAGCGAACGUCUGGAUGAAGCUGGUGGUGCCACAACUGCUCAGCUUGAGCUCAACAAGAAGCGCGAGCAAGAGCUGUUGAAGCUGCGCCGUGACCUUGAGGAGUCUGCCCUUCAGCAUGAGGCUCAGAUUGCUGCUCUGCGUAAGAAGCAACAGGAUGCUGCAAAUGAAAUGGCUGACCAGAUCGACCAACUCCAGAAGAUCAAGACCAAGGUUGAAAAGGAGAAGAGUCAACUGAAAGCUGAAAUGGAAGACCUCCAGGCACAGUUUGAACACUCGAGCAAGAACAAGGGCAUGUCAGAGAAGCUGAGCAAACAAGUUGAGGCUCAGAUUGCUGAGCUGAAUGCGAAGUUGGAGGCUGCCAACCGCCAGAUCCAGGAGCUACAGGGACAGAAGAACCGCAGCGCCCAGGAGGCUUCAGACCUCACAAGGCAGCUAGAAGAGGCGGAACACCGUGUGGGAGCUCUCACCAAGGAAAGGAACACCCUUGCUGUCCAACUAGAGGAAGCCAAGAGAGCUCUGGAAGAUGAGACUCGCGCUCGCCAGAAGCUUGCCUCUGAUGCUCGUAACCUACAGUCAGAGGUUGAUACUCUCCGUGAACAACUGGAGGAGGAGCAGGAAGGCCGAGCUGAGCUCCAGAGACAAGUGAGCAAAGCCAACAGUGAAGCCCAGUUGUGGCGCUCCAAGUACGAGUCUGAGGGAACCUCCAGGGCUGAAGAACUGGAAGAGUCCAAGCGCAAGCUGCAGGCUAAACUCAACGAGGCUGAACAAGCUGCUGAGGCUGCUAACCUGAAGGUUCAAGCCUUGGAGAAAGCCAAGAGCAGGCUGCAGGGAGAACUUGAGGAUCUAAUGGUAGAUGUUGAGCGUGCAAAUGCUAAUGCCAACAACCUUGAGAAGAAGCAGCGAGCUUUUGAUAAGACAAUCGCUGAGUGGCAGGCCAAGUGUAACGACCUUCAGAGUGAACUUGAGAAUGCUCAGAAGGAGGCCAGAGGUUACUCUGCUGAGUUGUUCAGGCUGAAGGCUCAGCUGGAAGAGGCUAAUGACACCGCUGAAGCCUUGCGCCGCGAGAACAAGAACUUGGCUGAUGAGAUUCAUGAUCUGACAGACCAGUUGGGCGAGGGAGGCCGCAGCACGCAUGAGUUAGACAAAGCUCGCAGACGUCUAGAGCUGGAGAAGGAAGAACUCCAGGCUGCAUUAGAAGAGGCAGAGUCUGCUCUAGAACAAGAGGAAGCCAAGGUCAUGCGGGCUCAACUGGAGCUCUCCUCGGUCAGGUCUGAGAUUGAUCGUCGUAUUCAAGAGAAGGAGGAGGAAUUUGAAAACACUCGCCGUAAUCACCAGAGAGCUAUCGAGUCCAUGCAAGCCAGUCUUGAGGCUGAGGCUAAGGGCAAGGCUGAGGCUCUGCGCAUCAAGAAGAAACUGGAGCAGGAUAUUAAUGAGCUGGAGGUUGCUCUCGACCAGGCCAACAGGGGCAAAGCUGAACUGGAGAAGAAUGUCAAGAAAUAUCAGCAGACAGUCAGGGAACUGCAAACGCAACUUGAAGAUGAGCAAAGACAGAGAGAGGAAGCCCGGGAGGCUUACAAUGCAGCUGAACGCCGAGCUACACUUCUCAGUGGUGAGAUUGAAGAGUUAAGGACUGCACUGGAGCAGGCUGAAAGAGCACGCAAGGGAGCUGAGAAUGAACUGAAUGACGCUAAUGACCGAGUGAACGAGCUGUCCGCCCAGAACACUUCUCUUCAAGGACAGAAGAGGAAGUUGGAGAGUGAUGUUCAAGCCAUGCAGACAGAUCUGGAUGAGCUCAGCAAUGAACUUCGAGGCUCAGAAGAAAGGGCUAAGAAAGCUUUGGCAGAUGCUGCCCGUCUGGCUGAUGAACUUCGUCAAGAGCAAGAGCACAGUUUGCAGGUGGAGAAGCUGAGGAAAGCCUUGGAGGCUCAGUUGAAGGACUUGCAGGUGCGUCUGGAUGAGGCUGAAGCCCAGGCUCUCAAGGGAGGCAAGAAGUUGAUCCAGAAACUUGAACAGAGAGUGAGAGAACUGGAAACAGAGCUGGACAAUGAACAGCGCCGCCAUGCAGAGACUCAGAAGAACAUGCGAAAAGCAGAUCGUCGUCUCAAGGAGUUGGCUUUCCAGUCAGAAGAAGAUCGUAAAAAUCAGGAACGUCUACAGGAACUGGUAGACAAACUUCAGAACAAGAUCAAGACCUACAAGAGACAAGUGGAAGAGGCUGAGGAAAUCGCUGCCCUCAAUCUGGCUAAAUACCGCAAGGUACAGAGUGAGCUGGAAGAUGCUGAAGAACGAGCUGAUACUGCCGAGGGUUCUCUCUCUAAGAUGAGGGCUAAGAACAGAAGCUCUGUGUCUACAGCACGCACUAGUGCCACGCCAGGG
Candidula unifasciata is the source of this 5832-nucleotide messenger RNA. Lineage: Eukaryota; Metazoa; Mollusca; Gastropoda; Stylommatophora; Geomitridae. The record is from the annotation of a GenBank genome assembly.